CCGGGUCGUUGCGGGGUCGCAGGGAUUUGAAAGCGCGGCGCCGCAGCGGGAGGUUGGUUCUCGUGGCGCGUCGUUGCCUGUGGUGCGUCCCCUCCCGCGGGAGCCCGGCAUGGGCGGCGGUCGCGCGGAGGCAGGUGCCGAGGCUCCUCCGUGGCCGGGCAGGUGGCGGGCGCGGCUGGCGGCGGGUCGGGGCCACCACGGUCCCCCGUAGCCUGCGCAGAUCCCGCCUCGCCACCGCCCGCGGGAACCCGGUUCCGAGGCGGAGACCCUCCGAGCGUCAGCUGCCCGCGGAGAGCGCGCCCCCGUCCCCGACCCGUCGGCGGCCCCCUGCGGAGAGCGCGGCUCCCGGGGCCGCUCCGUGAGGGCGCUGCCGCCGCCUCCGUUGCACCCCGGGGGCCCGGGGACCCCCGCGAUGGGCCGGAAGAAGACUUUGCAGGAUUACGCCGCCGAGUUCACGGACUUGGUGGUGAAGCAGCACCUGAUCGAGCUCAGCGACUCCGGGGACACGUCGGUGGUGGAGACGCUGUACUGCCCCGCCUGUGAGCUCCCCGUGCGCGUGCGGCGGGACCGCAUCCUGGGCCACCUGUCCACGGGCCGCCACUACCGGAACCGCAGGCUCUUCAAGCAGCACAGCCGCCGGGCGCCGGCUCUCAUCUGCGCAGCCUCGGAGCUCCCCGGGGCCGGCCUCGCCACGCCGCGCAGUCACGCGCCGCUCUGCCCGCCGCCUCCACUGCUUCUCUUGGGCAGCGCCUGCACCGCGGUGCCUUCUGCUCCUGCUGGCCGCUCACCUCUGCUCCCGGGCCCCCCCAGUGCUGCCACCGCUUCCCCCAGGGAUGUGCCCGCGCGAGAGAAGCACAUGCCGUCCAGCUCCGCCAGCCACCUUGCAGCGUUUCCUGCCCUUCCGGUGAAAAGGCCGUCGGUCCCCUCAGCGCAGGCCCACCAGACGCUUCUCUCGGAAGCCUCCAGCACCGCGGCGCCUCGUGGGGGCACGAGAGGGCUUCGCGGCGUCGGCGCCGUGGGCUCCGGCCGCCUUGGCCUGGCCGUCUUUGGGGCGGGGUGCGGGAGCAGAGCGCUGCUGCGGCGUGUAAUGGACGAGAGCGGCUGCUGCCUGCUCUACGUGGUUGAGGACCAGCCGUGUGACGUGGCGCGAGCCUUCAGGGCCGAGUGUCUGUCCAACACGCGGGUGGUUCCCGAACGGGAUGCGGACGUCGUCCUCACUGACCAACGUGUCUCCGGAGUCAUCGUCUGUUCCCCACCGGAGGCAGCUUCUCAAAUAGUGAUGGCUGCUCUGCGAGCAGGGAAGGGCGUGCUCUGUGAGGGACUGCCUGGCUUGGACAGGCAGACUGCUGCGUCCUGCUUCGAUGAGGCUGACAGACGCGGCAGGCCUCUGGUCUGUGGAUUUUACAAGCGCUUUGACCCUGCCGUCCAGUUCUUACACAAGAAGGUCUGUGACGGCCAUACCCUGGGGCGGCUCCAUCGGGUCACUGUCAUCAGCAGCGUGUACCCCGCAGCUUCUCCUGGUCUCCUGAGGAAGUCAGGUGGGGUUUUCUACAGCGUGGCCGUGCACGACGUGGACAUCGUCAGCACGCUGCUGGGGGAGCGCACUCCGGACACGGUGUUCACCCUGGGGAGCGCCCUCUGCCAGGAUGUGGCCUCCUUAAAAGACGCAGAUACCGUUGUGAUCAGCAUGAAAUUUCCUAGCGGGGCUAUUGUCAGCUUGGACAUCAGCCAGCACUGCACGAAAAGCUGCGACCAGAGACUGGAGGUGCACGGCUCUCAAGGCUCCCUGCGGCUGGACAACCAGAAGCCCCUGGGCAUCUCCAGCCAGGGCCCUGCCCUCUCCCUGGUCACCCAGACCCAGGCUGAGCGCUACCAGGAGGCGUACCGCCAGCUCUUCAGACACUUUCUCAGGACCCUUCAAGGGAAAGAGCCCCCCGCAGUCAGCAGAGAGCAGCUGCUCGGGGCCCUUCGGGUGGCCACCGCCGCCGAGCGAUCCUGGUGGAGCCGGGCGGCCGUGGACCUGCGCCAUGAAGCAGGCGAGGCCCCUGUGGUCAAGACGGAAGCACCGUGAGCCCCGACCGGCUCGCACCCAUGACCUGCCUGAGAUCUGACGGCCCGGCCCCAUCUGCCUGUUACUGAGAGAUGUGACAUUGUCUUCCCCCAAGUGUUUCAUUACUGGUGGGACAACUUGUUACGGGUGACAUCAGAGCCAGGAGGCAGGUUGCCGUUUCUUUUCUGAUUUGAACUUCGGCUUGGAGAGGGAGGGGAUCCCCCCUGGUUGCAGCCUCCUUGGCAGGGUGCCUCGGAAGAACGCGGGUCAGGAAUUGGACCAGAGCUGCAGUCGGUCUCCCAGGGUUUGGCUUCUCCAUGUGUCAGGAGAGUGGGAGGCCAGUCCAGAUGUUAGGCUGUCGCGUGCGCAAAGCAGGCUGCAGGUUCCGUUGGGCCUUUUUGGGCAGUUAUAACAGUAUUUCAAAACCAAACCGUUUUCUUGAAGAAUCUGUGACUUUUUUGCACAAUGGUAUUAUGUAACACCCCUCCUAAAAAUAGGAUAAAAUCCCGUAGAAUGUGAUAUUACACCACUUGAAAAUUCUUGCCUGAAUGUAGUGUUUCUCUUUGGAUGUCCGUGGGAAUCAGCUGACCGGCUCCUCCCAAGGGGCGUGAGAGCGUUUCAGAAACAGGCUGCCCUUCUCGGUAGGAGUUUCGUCCGCUGGAGGUGGGCAGCGCCUUGCCGAGGGGCAGAUGUGCUCUUAUCCCAGGUUAUCUUUUUAUAGUUACAUGUCAAAUCUGUUGGAGAUGCUUUUAUAUAUAUUUGAAAAUAAUUGUAUUUCUUGUAACCUACUUUAAAAACAAUUUUUUUAAUAAAGCUCUUAAA
This is a messenger RNA of Hipposideros armiger (great roundleaf bat), 2872 nucleotides long. Its product is annotated as inositol 2-dehydrogenase-like. The record is from RefSeq and is a predicted model, not a curated record. NCBI's taxonomy places the organism in Eukaryota, Metazoa, Chordata, Mammalia, Chiroptera, Hipposideridae. Gene Ontology annotation, biological process: NADPH regeneration. Gene Ontology annotation, molecular function: nucleotide binding; oxidoreductase activity. Gene Ontology annotation, cellular component: cytoplasm. The transcript has 9 exons. The coding region runs from base 413 to 2071 and encodes 552 amino acids.